AUGUUUCAUUUCGCUGGUGGCUCAACGGAAGGAACGAUUCCACAUCCAAGUAAUACGCAAAUCUCCAAAGUGCAGUUUUCGCCGGAUGAUAACGGCCAGUUGCUCGCGGUAUCAAGUUGGGAAGGUACUGUUCGCAUUUAUCAUUUUCCUGCUGGUCCAGUUACUGCACUAGAGAAACGAGUAUAUACACAUGCUAAGCCUGUCUUAGCAUGCACUUUCUUCACCAGAAAUGAUAUUGCAAGUGGCGGUCUGGAUAAUUUGAUUAAGACAUACAAUAUGGAGAGUGGAGUAGAAUGUAUUCUGGGGCAUCACGAAGCUCCUGUGCGGUGCAUAGAAUAUUGUAAGGAGCACAAUUUGAUAGCUUCAGGAGGAUGGGAUUCUGCAGUGAUGUUAUGGGAUGCACGGUCAAAAAAUUCAGCUGGAUUUGGAAGUAAUGGCGAUAAAGUUUAUGCAAUGGAUGUACACGGAAAUAGGAUUCUUGUUGGUACAAAAGAUCGCAAAAUAAUUGUCUGGGAUAUGCGCAAUCUUGGUGAACCUGAGCAAAUACGUGAUAGUCCACUCAAGUUUCAAACGCGAGCUGUGAAAUGCUUUCCAACUGGCGAAGCUUUUGUUGUUGCUUCUAUUGAAGGGCGUGUGGCGGUAGAGUAUUUUGAUAUGUCAGCAGAAGUUCAGAAAAAUAAAUAUGCUUUUAAAUGCCACCGUGAAAAGGACGAAUCUGGUACCGAGAUGAUAUAUCCCGUAAAUUGCAUCGAUUUUCAUCCCAUACACAACACAUUUGUUACUGGAGGUAUCAUGAGCGUUUCAUUCAAUGCAACCGGAACACAGUUAGCAAUCGCAGCGUCGUAUAUGAAUGAAUUAAAAGAACGCCCUAAUCCAGAACCCGAAAGUACAGUUGUAGUGAGGAAAAUUACAGAUGUAGAAGCAAGGCCGAAAUGA
Molecule: messenger RNA, 936 nt
Organism: Acanthocheilonema viteae
Lineage: Eukaryota; Metazoa; Nematoda; Chromadorea; Rhabditida; Onchocercidae
Source: the annotation of a GenBank genome assembly